Lolium rigidum is the source of this 2583-nucleotide messenger RNA. RefSeq names its product probable pre-mRNA-splicing factor ATP-dependent RNA helicase DEAH3. Gene Ontology annotation, molecular function: ATP binding; RNA helicase activity; RNA binding. Gene Ontology annotation, cellular component: intracellular anatomical structure. The transcript has 8 exons. The record is from RefSeq and is a predicted model, not a curated record. NCBI's taxonomy places the organism in Eukaryota, Viridiplantae, Streptophyta, Magnoliopsida, Poales, Poaceae. The coding region runs from base 16 to 2175 and encodes 719 amino acids.
UCCCUCGCCGCCGCCAUGGGGACGGAGCGGAAGCGCAAGGUCAGCCUCUUCGACGUGGUCGACCAGACCUCCGUGUCCGCCAAGCUCGGCCGCGCCGGAAUCAACGGCGCCGCCGCCGCCGCCAAUCCCUCCAUCAACCCGUGGAACGGGCGGCCCUAUUCCGCGCGCUACUUUGAGAUCCUCGAGAAGCGCCGCACGCUCCCCGUGUGGCAGCAGAAGGACGACUUCCUACGCGUCCUCCGCGACAACCAGACCCUCAUCCUCGUCGGAGAAACCGGGAGUGGCAAGACCACUCAGAUUCCCCAAUUCGUGCUCGAGGCCGAAGGUCUGAGCACCCGCUCCAUGGUGGCCUGCACGCAGCCGCGGAGGGUCGCGGCAAUGUCGGUCUCCCGGCGCGUCGCGGAGGAGAUGGACGUCACAAUCGGGGAGGAAGUAGGUUACAGCAUCCGGUUCGAAGACUGCAGCAGCAACAAAACCGUUCUCAAAUAUUUGACAGAUGGUAUGCUUCUGAGGGAAGCAAUGGCAGACCCGCUCUUAGAGAGGUACAAGGUGAUUGUGCUCGAUGAGGCUCACGAGCGCACGUUGGCAACGGACGUUCUCUUUGGGCUUCUCAAGGAGGUUCUAAAGAACAGGCCUGACUUGAAGCUCGUUGUUAUGAGUGCUACCCUUGAGGCAGAGAAAUUUCAGGGUUAUUUUAGUAGUGCACCAUUGAUGAAGGUUCCCGGUAGGCUUCACCCGGUCGAGAUCUUCUAUACGCAAGAGCCAGAAAGGGACUAUCUGGAAGCUGCUAUCAGGACUGUUGUGCAGAUACAUAUGUGUGAACCUGCUGGUGAUAUCCUUGUGUUCCUUACUGGCGAAGAGGAGAUUGAGGAUGCCUGUCGGAAAAUUAACAAGGAAGUUAAUAACAUGGGGGAUCAGGUUGGCCCUGUUAAAGUCGUACCGUUGUACUCUACUCUACCCCCUGCAAUGCAGCAGAAGAUUUUUGACGCUGCUCCACCUCCAUUGAGAGAGGGAGGCCCUGCUGGAAGGAAAAUUGUUGUGUCCACAAACAUUGCUGAGACAUCCUUGACCAUCGAUGCUAUAGUGUAUGUUAUAGAUCCAGGGUUUUCCAAACAGAAGGUUUACAAUCCGAGGAUAAGGGUGGAGUCCCUUCUGGUGUCCCCAAUUUCCAAGGCAAGUGCGCAUCAGAGAGCUGAUCGUGCCGGUAGAACGCAGCCUGGGAAGUGCUUCAGGUUGUACACAGAGAAGAGUUUUAGCGGUGAUUUACAGGAGCAGACCUACCCAGAAAUUCUUCGGUCAAACCUGGCAAAUACAGUUCUGACACUGAAGAAGCUUGGAAUUGACGAUUUAGUGCAUUUUGACUUCAUGGAUCCUCCUGCACCAGAAACUCUAAUGAGGGCCUUAGAAGUUCUCAACUACUUGGGAGCACUCGAUGAUGAAGGCAACCUGACACCUCUAGGUGAAAUGAUGAGUGAGUUCCCCUUGGACCCCCAGAUGUCAAAGAUGCUUGUCAUCAGUCCAAAGUACAACUGUUCAAAUGAGAUCCUCUCGGUAUCUGCCAUGCUCUCAGUACCCAAUUGCUUUCUCCGGCCUAGGGAGGCACAAAAGGCUGCUGAUGAGGCGAAGGCUCGAUUUGGGCACAUUGAUGGGGAUCAUCUGACACUUCUGAAUGUGUACCAUGCAUACAAGCAGAACAAUGAGGAUCCUACAUGGUGUUACGAGAAUUUUGUCAAUGCCCGAGCGAUGAAGUCUGCUGAUAAUGUUAGACAACAGCUUGUUCGUAUCAUGACCAGAUUCAACCUCAAGAUGUGCAGUACAGACUUCAACAGCCGCGAGUACUAUGUCAAUAUCAGGAAAGCAAUGCUUUCAGGGUACUUUAUGCAGGUUGCUCAUCUUGAGCGAACUGGGCAUUACUUGACUGUUAAGGAUAAUCAGGUUGUCCAUCUUCAUCCCUCGAAUUGCAUGGACCACAAGCCGGAGUGGGUCAUCUACAAUGAAUAUGUUUUGACCACAAGGAAUUUCAUCCGCACAGUCACCGAUAUCCGUGGAGAAUGGCUGGUCGAUAUAGCUCCACAGUAUUAUGAUCUGACCAAUUUCCCAUCAUGUGAGGCGAAGCGUGUCCUCGAGAGGCUACAUAACAAGCGCGAGAGGGAAAGAGCUGCCAACAGAAGUUGAAUUUGAUGAUUUCUUGUGGUUGCUUGUCGUUGGGAUCUGGGCAGAGCCCCCAGUAAGCUUUGGGCAAUCACUGAUAUGCAGUUGGCCUCCACCAUGUAUCAAGAUAUCUUCCAUGUCGUAAAUUUUCAGUAUCGUGGAUGGUGAAAUCACAAUGUACAACAUAUGUCGAAUGUGCCCUCUGCUACUGCAUUACGGCUUGAAAGUAGUGGCCUUAAUUAUAUGUUUGUUUUUCCUUCCUUUUAGAAGGUGUAGGUUGCCUUGUAGGUUAAUUGUGUACCUGUCUCCAUACUUUGAUGAAUCAAACAUUAUUGUCUUCCUUUGAAUUUUGCAUCAUUGUCUGUCAUAGUUGUAAUUUCGUUGGUGGCUGUCUUUGGACUAGCCUUGGUGUUGAGUCUGUACAACUUGUUA